AGCCUCCCCUGAUCUUUACCCGAACGUACAAAGCUGCUACCGGCCCUUUGAUCCUGGUUUAUCGUCUAACGAAGGUAAGAUUUCAUCGCCUAACAGAGAUGACUAUUGGCUUCCAAUCCGGGAUGACAAUCGGCGUAGAAGCUCAGAUCGGCGCUCAAUUCAAGGAAGGAGGAGCCCAAUCUGAGAACCCUAUCAACAUAUUGGUGAAAAUAUCACAAGCGCCAAUCAUAGAUUUGACGGUACAUCUAGACAUUCAGACUUCAUCCACGGAAACCUUCUGGAAUACCUUUGCAAACCAGCAGAACAACUGCGGAAACCUGUCUACAGCAGAAUCGGAUUACGCAACCGGUCGGGUAGAAUGGCUCCCUAGUGUUCACAAGCCAUACAACCUUGAUAUCUCUUUAACCACUUCCUUGCUCUGUUGGGAAAGUGAAACCCCCAAUCUUCCUAAACCUCUCGACGGUGAACUACCGGGGCUAUGUCGUUAUGACCCUAUGAUUUUUGACCGAGACACUUGCUCAAAAAGUUUGCUUGCAAUGGACAUUGGGCCUCUCUCACAUGCUGAACUUUACAAUGCAAACACUGUCACACCCUUUACGGCCAGGGAGGGAUCACUUUCAGGGAAAGCACUAACACAGAUAGCUCCAGGAUUCCCGGCUUCUAGGGUUAGAGGAACCCAAUCUGAACCUCCCCGCACACUUCAACCGCUUUCCCCAACAGCCCCUCCUUUCAUCCCCUCCUCUUUUAACUCAUUCCAGAUCCUGGAGACAUGCCAAGACAGUGAGGAACUGCUAGUGGAACAAUCCUUAAAUGGAGAUAGAGACAAUAUUGACUUAUUAAAUUGCUUUUCUACCUCUAGGUUGCUGAAGCUUAAUGCCCUCGAGGAUGUGGCCCCAUCUGGUGGAGAACCGGCUCUAUAUACUCACUCCGAAGGUGAGUCAACAGCUUUGAUUGACUCAAAGCUUGAACCGUGUAGAUUCAGCAUCCCCAGCAGCUCCAUAGUAUCAAUGCCGUUCCCGAAAUUAUCCAAAGGAAAGCCAACUUCUUCACCGUCACAUAUGGUCACCAGGAGCAGGGCUAGGCAACUAGCUGAAGGAAGGAGAAAAACUCCCAUUAGGGGAGUUGACACCUCGGACGAAGAUGAAGAGUCCUUCUUUGACGCAGUAGUACUAUUCGCCCUUCACGCCGCCGUGAAGGGCGACAGUAGCGUAUUAUUGGGAACGCGAGUCGACGCGGUGGUAGCGCAAGACGGGUCGGGGCAAUUCCGGACCAUCGGGGAAGCUAUCAAAGCGGCGGCGCCGGAGAAGAGUGAGAGGAAGUUUGUGAUAUACGUGAAAGCGGGGGUUUAUUAUGAGAAGGUGGUGGUUGGUGAGGAGAAGACGAACUUGACAAUCAUUGGUGCGGGAAUGGAUGCCACCAUUCCGUGUUUGCGAAAGACUUCACAGCCUACGACAUUGGAUUCCACAACACGGCCGGACCCGCCAUGGGGCAAGCGGUGGCCCUUAUGGUGGCCGGCGACCGGGGGGCCUUUUACCGGUGCAAGAUAUCGGGAUACCAGCACGCUUUUCGCCCAAUCAAACCGCCAAUACUUCCGGGACUGCGCCAUCUACGGCACCGUGGACUUCAUCUUCGGCGACUCCGCAGCGGUGUUCCAGAACUGCGCCAUCCGGCCCCGGACGCCCCUCCCGGGCCAGUUCAACGCCAUCACCGCCCAGGGCCGCCGCGACCCCGGCGGCAAGUCCGGGUUCUCUUUCCAGAACUGCGACGUCUCCCCCGCGGAGGAUCUCGCCGGAGUCAGGACGUUCUUGGGGCGGCCGUGGAAGAGCCACUGCAGAGUGGUCUUCUCGAACACUUACAUGGCCGGCUUCAUUGACCGGAGAGGUUGGGCGGCUUGGUCGGGGGACGACGACUCGCCGCCGCCGCCGGACACCAUUUACUAUGCCGAGUUCGGCAACUACGGCCCGGGGGCGGAUACGGCGAGUCGGGUCCGUUGGAAGGGGUUGCAUUUAGGGGCAAGUGGGAGUGCAGAGGCAAGAACGUUUAGUGCUGAUAGUUUUAUUGAAGCAAGCUCUUGGAUUCUUCCAGAGGCCACUAGAAUGAUUACCUUAUUGAACCCUCCUUCAGCCGAAGGAGAACCGGUUGAGGGGGAGGAGAAUCGGGUUGGGCCUGAACCGGAGGGGAGGGAGCGUGAACCGGAAGUGAAGGGGAGGGGAAUUGCACCGGAACUAUUAAGGAAUGGAAUGGCACCCGAAUUGGAGAAUGGAGUAGUCGGAUCUGAACCGGCAGGGGAAUCAAUAACUGCCCCGGAACCGGCGGUGAAAGGAAAUGCACCUAAACCGGCUGAGAAUGUAAUUAGUGCGCCAAAAUCAUCUGGAUACGCUUCGAAACCGGGGAAUGGAAUCUGUGAUAUUGGAAUGUGUUGCGGAAACAAGCCUUUGAAUAUAGCUUUACUUCUACUUCCUCCAUCCCCAAGAUAUUCUCAUUUUGACUUUUGGUGAUUUUAAGGAGAGUUGAAAAAAAGUGAAAGUUUAUCAUAAUACCCUUAAUGAAAAUGGGUGGAGUGUAUUAAAUGAGGUGGGUGAGGUGUAAUAAAUAAAGUAAGUGAGGGUAGUUGUGGUAUUUUAAUUGUUAAAAAAUGAAAUGAGAAGAUCUGUUGUGAACAAAGAAAAAGGGCUAUUGGGA
Messenger RNA from Cuscuta campestris, 2682 nucleotides. NCBI's taxonomy places the organism in Eukaryota, Viridiplantae, Streptophyta, Magnoliopsida, Solanales, Convolvulaceae. The record is from the annotation of a GenBank genome assembly.